AUGGGUGACAUAUCUCUGCCCGAGCCAGCCGACCUCCCCUCACGCACGUCUCAGCCAGGCUUCGACGUGGAGCAGGUGCUGAAAGAACUGAGCAGUAGAGAAAAGAUUGGUCUGCUCUCUGGAAUCGACUUCUGGCACACCAAGGCCGUCCCGCGACUCAAUGUGCCCUCCGUCCGACUCUCAGAUGGCCCCAAUGGCGUCCGCGGCACCCGCUUCUUCAACGGCAUCCCGGCCGCCUGUCUCCCGUGCGGUACCGGCCUCGCAGCCACUUGGGACACCGAUCUGCUACAGAGUGCUGGUAGAUUGAUGGGCGUAGAGGCCAAGGCGAAGGGUGCUCACGCGCUUCUUGGGCCGACGGUCAAUAUGCAGCGAAGCCCACUGGGAGGACGAGCAUUCGAAGCGUUCUCCGAGGACCCUGUUCUGUCGGGGAAAUGUGCUGCAUCCAUCGUGAAUGGCGUUCAAGAAACAGGAGUCGUGGCCUCGAUCAAACACUUCGUCGCGAACGAUCAAGAGCACGAGAGAAUGGCUGUCGACAGCCUCGUCACGGAGCGAGCCCUCCGCGAAAUAUACGUCCUCCCGUUCCAAAUCGCCGUCCGGGAUGCCAACCCUGGGUCUUUUAUGACGUCGUACAAUAAGGUCAACGGGGUUCAUGUCAGCGAGAACCCAAAGUUUAUUCAGAAAAUCGUCAGAGAGGAAUGGGGAUGGGAAGGGCUUGUUAUGAGUGACUGGUACGGAACAUACUCAACAGUCGAGAGUAUUAAUGCUGGUCUUGACCUGGAGAUGCCUGGCCCAUCACGUUGGCGUGGGGAGCUUAUUAGUCACGCCCUCAUGGCUAAAAAGCUGGAGCAAGAGGUGGUCGAUCAACGCGUACGUGAGGUUUUGAGAUUCGUCCACCGAGUCAGCAAGAUCGGAGUCCCGGAAAAUGCCCCAGAAGAGGGAAGGGAUACUCCAGAAACCGCGAGCCUAUUGAGGGACCUUGCGGGUCAGUCAAUCGUGCUUCUGAAGAACACAGACAAAGUACUUCCGUUUGCGAAAGAGAAAUGCGUUGCCGUUAUCGGAAACAACGCCAAAACUGCCGUGUACUGUGGCGGCGGAUCAGCUGCCUUGAGGCCGUAUUAUGCCGUAUCCCCGUUCGAGGGCAUUUCGCAAAAGGUCACAGAUGUCCGAUACUCCCUUGGAUCCCAAGCUCAUAAAAUGCUUCCAGUUCUUGGACCGAAAAUGCGAACCUCGGAUGGCCGAGUGGGUGUCACUUUCAAGGCCUUCACUUCUCCCGACUCCAACCGUGAUCGGAACCCGGUUGACACAUUACACCUCGUAGAUACUGACAUGUACUUUGCGGACUACUACCACCCCGAACUCAAAGAGGAUCUAUGGUGGGGAGAAAUCGAGGCUACUUACGAGGCAGAGGAGACGUGCGAGUUCGAGUUUGGUCUCUGCGUUUUCGGCACAGCAAGACUCUAUGUCGAUGACGAGCUGCUGAUCGAUAAUGAGACUGUGCAGCGCCGGGGAGGAAGCUUCUUCAAUGUGGGAACUGUGGAAGAAACCGGCGUCAAGAAAUUGACGGCGGGACAGACCUACAAAGUCAAAGUUGUCUUCGCCAGCGGCGCCGCAUCCAAGAUCAAGGAUACCGACGGCGUCGUGACCUUUGGAGGCGGCGGCGUUCGAAUUGGCGGCGCCAAAGUCGUCGACCCAGAUGAAGAAAUAGCCAAGGCAGUUGAGCUGGCCAAGUCUGUGGACCAGGUCGUCCUCUGCGUUGGCUUGAAUUCCGACUUUGAGCAAGAAGGCCACGACCGCGCGCACAUGGACUUGCCCGGACGGACUGACGAGCUCAUCUUCGCAGUCGCCGCGGCCAACCCUCGCACUGUCGUGGUCGUUCAAUCAGGAGCCCCCGUCAGCAUGCCGUGGGCAGACGCAGUCUCUGGAGUAGUGCAAGCCUGGUACGGCGGCAACGAGACAGGAAACGCCAUUGCGGACGUCCUCUUUGGCGACGUCAAUCCCGGCGGGAAGCUGCCUCUAUCGUUCCCGGUUCGUGUGGAGGACAACCCGGCGUUUUUGAACUACCGAUCAGAACAUGGCCGUGUGCUCUAUGGGGAGGACAUUUACGUUGGGUAUCGGUUCUACGAGGCCGUCAAGAAGCCAGUGCAAUGGCCGUUCGGUUGGGGGCUGUCAUACACGAGUUUCGUCAUUUCUGAUCUCUCAGUACGACUUGAGAGCACCCCCAAGGGCGGCCGUCUUGUGGUCAGCACCAGCGUGCAUAAUACGGGUGAUGUUGGCGGCUCGGAAGUGGUUCAGGUGUACGUAUCGCAACGGUCACCUUCCAUCAACCGCCCGCCGAAGGAGCUGAAGGGAUUCGCCAAGGUCUACGUGGAUAAGGGAGAGUCAACUAUGGCUCAGGUGGUGAUUGACAGGAAAUAUGCCACUAGCUUCUGGGAUGAGACGCGGCAUCAGUGGACCGAGGAGAGUGGUCUUUACGAUGUUCUCGUGGGAACCUGCAGCUCGGAGACCCCGUUGAAGUCCACCUUUGAGGUUAAGGAAACAACAUGGUGGACCGGUCUCUAG
Molecule: messenger RNA, 2559 nt
Organism: Ilyonectria robusta
Lineage: Eukaryota; Fungi; Ascomycota; Sordariomycetes; Hypocreales; Nectriaceae
Product: glycoside hydrolase superfamily
Exons: 4
Coding region: 1-2559 (852 amino acids)
Biological process (GO): glucan catabolic process
Molecular function (GO): beta-glucosidase activity
Source: RefSeq, a predicted model, not a curated record